Molecule: messenger RNA, 3839 nt
Organism: Cololabis saira (Pacific saury)
Lineage: Eukaryota; Metazoa; Chordata; Actinopteri; Beloniformes; Belonidae
Product: clathrin interactor 1-like
Exons: 12
Coding region: 188-2146 (652 amino acids)
Biological process (GO): endocytosis
Cellular component (GO): plasma membrane; endosome; clathrin vesicle coat
Molecular function (GO): phospholipid binding; clathrin binding
Source: RefSeq, a predicted model, not a curated record
GGGACGACGUUUCCGUAGCAACCGGGCCGGUCCGUAACUCCGUUACCGCAGCGGCCGCAGCGCCUUCGGAGCGAGACCUGCCGUGGCUGUCGUCGGGACGCGGGCUCCACCUCCGGCUUGCGGGGCGUACAGACACGGGGGCGACGCAGUUCCUGAGGCGGCCGACCCGCAGUAGUUCCGAGCGGAGAUGCUGAACAUGUGGAAGGUCCGGGAGCUGGUGGACAAAGCCACCAAUGUGGUGAUGAACUACUCAGAGAUAGAGUCUAAGGUUCGAGAAGCCACUAAUGAUGACCCCUGGGGACCCUCUGGACAACUAAUGGGCGAGAUAGCGAAAUCUACUUUUAUGUACGAGCAGUUUCCGGAGGUGAUGAACAUGCUGUGGACCAGGAUGCUGAAGGACAACAAGAAGAACUGGAGACGAGUCUACAAGGCUUUACUCUUGCUGGCUUAUUUGAUCAGGAAUGGCUCGGAGAGGGUUGUGACUAGUGCCAGAGAGCACAUCUAUGACCUGCGAUCUCUCGAAAACUACCACUUCAUAGAUGAGAACGGUAAGGAUCAAGGCAUCAAUGUGCGACAGAAGGUGAAGGAGAUGGUGGAGUUUAUCCAGGACGAUGACAGGCUCAGAGAGGAGAGGAAGAAAGCCAAGAAGAACAAGGAUAAAUACAUUGGUGUCUCAUCUGACACCAUGGGUGGAGGAGGCGGUAAUUUUAAGAACUCUAAUGAACUUGAUCGGAGUAAGUGGGAUGAGGACUGGGAUAAGAGCAGAGGAGCUUUCCCCUUUAGUGAGAAGCUCGGAGAGAUUAGUGAUAAGAUCGGCAGCACCAUCGACGACACCCUCAACAAGUUCAGGAAGAAGGAGCGAGACGACUCGCCUGACAGAAUCAGUGACAACGAGGAGGACAGAGCAUCAAGAAACGGUAGGCAGGAAACGAUUGAGUUCAAAGAUGAGGAGGAAACUGUCACAACAAAGAGCAUCCAGAUUACACAAGCAACAGAAACCACGACAACCACCACAAGGAAACGCAGCGGAGCAGCAAGCAGCAAGACCCUGGACCUGGGCGCUGCAGCUCACUACACAGGAGACAGGAGCCCCGAGGAAAAGUCAUCAGUCGGACAAUCUUCAAGCAGUGGUCUCGCUGACUUGCUGGAAAUUGACCCUUCAGCCAGUCAAAGCACCAAGACAGCAUGCAGUUCAGACCUCAUUGGUGGCUUUGCUGAUUUCUCUUCACCUGCAGCCUCUGCCACCCUCCCCACUUCCACAGCUGCUGCAUCAUCCAGUGGAAAUGGAGAAUUCGGGGACUGGAACACCUUCUCAGGAAAUCCUCCAGCUUCAUCUAGCUCUGAUCCUCCCCAGCCUGUCACGGACCUGUUCGGUAGCACUCAGUCUCCCAAAGCCCCAGCUUCUAUACCUCCCCCUGUCCCUCCGUCUGCUGAGCUCUUUGACCUGAUGGGUGGAGUUAACCGUCAAAUGACCAGUCCACAUACGACCCUCAGUGCCUCUCAGAGCAUGACCUUCUCUCUGGGAGGGGUGACGCCAGGAGCGUCUGUUACUAUGCCUACAAUGGCCCACUCUCGCUCUCAGCAGAAUUUGGGAGGCAUGACGUCUCAGCAGCCUAUAGGACAGCAGCAAAAGGUUGGUGUCAGAGGGCAGGGAUCAUUAGGGUCGACCUGGUCCGACCCCUCCGUCAACAUCAGCCUGGACUUCCUCUCUGCAGGACUCAACGCCAGCAAGACGCCCCCCACUCUCAACAAUAUUAUCCAGCAGCAAGGAGUUCCUCCCGUCAACCUGUUGGCCCAGAAUUUUGGAGGACUGACCCUCAGCUCACAGCCCCACGUGACACCGAUACGACCACCCGUCACACCCAUGAUGCCGGGCAAUGCCAUGACAACCGGCAUGCCUGCUUCCAUGGCUGCAGGUAUGCCAUCUUCAAUGACCACAGGUUUACAGAGUGGAAUAGCUGUAAACCCAGGCCUGAUGGGAAUGAACAUGGGCAUGAAUAUGGGCAUGGCCUCUCCAGUGAUGAUGAGCGGGAUGGCCGGCAUGGGGAUACCAGGAGUAGGAAUGGGCCUAAGUCACACCAUCACCCCAGCUGUGGUCCCACCCAAACAAGAUGCCUUCACUAACUUUGGCAAUUUUGGGAAAUAAAGGUUUGCAAGUGUGUGUGUGUGUGUGUGUGAAUGUGUGUGUGUGGGCACGUCUGACAAUGUGAGAGUGUGUUCUACAGAAGGACUGCUGUACUUGAAGACAACCUUGCAUGUUUGGCUGGCUGGUUCAGAUCACUUUGGGGAGCCGGCAUCAGUGAUUGUUCUCCAUUCCAGCUCUGACAUGAUCACGGAGGUCGUGGAGCACUGACAUCAUCACACGGAGGAAACCAGAGGUGCUGUGAAGAUGUCAGCACAGCCUCUUGUCAUUUCCCUUUUCAGGAAACAUCUCUAUCUGUUUUAUAUGCCGACAGUAUAUCCCCUUUCAUUCCGUUUCUGCACAGAGGAUUCAGUCAGUACAAUGAAAUCAAACAAAAUGGUACUGCUGCCUCAAUUUGCAGUGUAGCCUGAGAUUGUGUUUUCAAUCAGAAAGUUGAAGCCAUUUCAUUAUUGCCGGUAGCCACUCUAAAAAAACAUGAUAAAAUACACUCUGGUCUUCCAGCAGAGGGCAGAAUGAGCGCACAUGUUCAACACUGGAUGUUCAACACUGGAUGUUUCUACUUGAGCCAUAUAAGCGUGGAUGUGAAUGAAAUAAAGCUGAGGAGCCAAGAAAAUGAUAUUGGUUAUUUUAGCCUGAACUGUUCUAUUUUCAUUAGGUGGUGUCAGUUCAGAACAGAUGGAUUCUGAGUAGGUCUGCAAAUGAUGUUAAAAAGAACAUAAACAAAUGUUUACAACAACUGUGUGUUAAAUUAUUUGGAUUACAAUAGUCAACCACUUCCUGUUAAGAUAUAUUUCUCUGCUGCAUAUUCUGGUUGUAUUAGGCCAAGUCAGUAUUUAAGUCAGAUUACUAUUUUCUAUUACUUCAACUGUUGCUGUUUUAUAACUUUUCAUCUUUAUGCAACCAUGUCAGUGUCACUUCACAAAUGUCACCAUUGACACAUCAAGCCGUCUUACGUUUCCAUAUGUACAGUGUGGACAAGGGGACAGAAGAAAUCUCUCCUUAGAUGUGGAAGGAGGAGGAUCACAAUCUACAUGACUGAAAAACACAAUCUACUAAAUUUCAUACAGCAAUGACUCAAAGUAGAGUUUUCGGCAACAACUCACCAGUUACAAAGUAUUUUUGUCAGCAAGCAUUUUUCAUUUGCAGCUCACUUCCUGCUCUCUGAUACGAGUUGAAUACCUGCAGCUCAACAACAACGUUGGAGAACCCAUCUCCCCGACAUUAGACAUGAAAUAAACACACCAGGGACAUUUCACUUGCCAAGUUUUCAAAUGUGAUUUCUUGGGCUCACUCAGACCAAUCCAGAGGGUUUGGGGUUUCAGAGGAAGGUUUGUGUGUGCAGUGAGUGAAUGUGUGUGUUUGUGUGAGACGAAGCGAGAGAACGACUUUGUGUACGGUGAUGGUUUUCUGUUUGACGUGCAGACACGGUUAAGCAGAGCCUCUUGUCAUUUUUUGAGGCACUGCCCUCCAAAUGACCAAAUCUUUAUUUUGUUACUCUCAGAAGGAUAAUUCCAUAGCUUUUAGUUUAAUAUUUUAUUAGUUUAUUUGGAGGGUUACGCUCACAUGGGAGAGUUAAAGCUAAUGUGACUUAGUUACUUGAAUCAUGUUUUUUUUUUCUUUCAGUACAGAUAUUUUGAUUUGAUUGUUCUCUAUAUUUUCUGUACUUCAUUCAACAUUAAAUUAUAACAUGAAACAA